Messenger RNA from Acanthisitta chloris (rifleman), 585 nucleotides. Its product is annotated as segment polarity protein dishevelled homolog DVL-1-like. Gene Ontology annotation, biological process: canonical Wnt signaling pathway; intracellular signal transduction. The transcript has 4 exons. The annotation marks the transcript as partial. NCBI's taxonomy places the organism in Eukaryota, Metazoa, Chordata, Aves, Passeriformes, Acanthisittidae. Gene Ontology annotation, molecular function: frizzled binding. Gene Ontology annotation, cellular component: cytosol. The record is from RefSeq and is a predicted model, not a curated record.
CUGAACCAGUGAGGCCAAUCGACCCCGCGGCGUGGAUCUCUCAUACCACAGCCAUGACGGGAGCGUACCCCCGUUACGAAUUAGAAGAGUCUCCCUUAACUGUGAAGAGUGACAUGGCUACUAUUGUCAAGGUUAUGCAGCUCCCAGACUCAGGCCUUGAAAUUCGGGACAGGAUGUGGUUAAAAAUCACCAUCUCCAAUGCAGUGAUAGGAGCAGAUGUGGUUGACUGGCUCUACACACACGUAGAAGGCUUCAAAGACCGCCGGGAGGCUAGGAAAUAUGCCAGCAGCAUGCUGAAACAUGGCUACCUCAGGCACACUGUGAACAAAAUCACCUUCUCAGAACAGUGCUACUACGUCUUUGGAGACCUCUGUGGCAACCUGGCUGCACUGAACCUUAACAAUGGUUCCAGCGGGGCCUCGGAUCAGGACACCCUGGCUCCACUCCCACAUCCUGCUGCUCCCUGGCCACUAGGCCAAGGGUAUCCAUACCAGUAUCCUCUGCCCCCUCCGUGUUUUCCACCAGCAUACCAAGACCCAGGCUUUAGCUAUGGCAGUGGCAGUGCAGGGAGCCAGCAAAGUGAAG